Protopterus annectens (West African lungfish) is the source of this 816-nucleotide messenger RNA. Its product is annotated as TATA-binding protein-associated factor 2N-like. Bases 130 to 510 code for a protein of 126 amino acids. The transcript has 3 exons. NCBI's taxonomy places the organism in Eukaryota, Metazoa, Chordata, Ceratodontiformes, Protopteridae. The record is from RefSeq and is a predicted model, not a curated record.
UUGCCUGUAACUCAAGACAAAUAUGCUGCUUAUCCACCAAGUCGACGGACACCUCCACGCCAUUCAGAAACGCCUGCCGAAGUAAUAGAAUAUGAGAAUGCACUUUUGAGAGAUGGAUUUAAGAAAGAAAUGGUUCAGUAUUGUAGUAAGCCUAUAUUUGUGAAAGACUACAAUUAUGGUUUGCCCCAAGGCUACGACCACAGUGCACCAGAUGACCUACGAUUUGGUGUUGAUUCUGCCAGCAGCUAUAACUCAAGGCGCGAUGUGCCUGAUCAUCUCCCUGUUGGAUAUGAUAUAGAUCAGCCUUACUCUGGAUAUAAUUCAGAUCAGGCUCGCCUUGGCUAUGGCUCGGAUCAGGCUCGCCUUGGCUAUGGCUCGGAUCAGGCUCGCCUUGGCUAUGGCUCGGAUCAGGCUCGCCUUGGCUAUGGCUCGGAUCAGGCUCGCCUUGGCUAUGGCUCGGAUCAGGCUCGCCUUGGCUAUGGUACAUCAAGUAGCUACAGUUGGAAGUAGAAGUUAUACCCUAGUCAGUUGCAGGAUUAAAGAUUUGCUUGUUAAAAUACAAAGUUUAUUAGGCUUUCACUGCUCCCGGACUCAGUUAUCAGCUGAAUUUUCAGAGGUCAUGUAAUGUAUAAAGUAAUUUUAAAGUAUAAAAAGGUAUACAUUUUGUACUGAUCAUAUCCAUUAUCAUUGUGUUCAAGCAUUGGUCGUUCUGUUUUUCUCCUGUAUUUGUAAAUAAGUUGUAAUACUGUUUUGCAGCAAGAUGUUCCAGUUUUAUAUGUAAACAGAUACCCAAACAAUAAAAUUUAGUUACAGAAA